Capsicum annuum is the source of this 3818-nucleotide messenger RNA. Its product is annotated as TNF receptor-associated factor homolog 1a. NCBI's taxonomy places the organism in Eukaryota, Viridiplantae, Streptophyta, Magnoliopsida, Solanales, Solanaceae. The record is from RefSeq and is a predicted model, not a curated record. The transcript has 13 exons. The coding region runs from base 171 to 3617 and encodes 1148 amino acids. Gene Ontology annotation, molecular function: protein binding.
CAUCAUAGUAUAUAUAGUUAUAUUCAUUUCCACAUUUUAGCUUCUUUCUUCCACCUCUAAAAACUAAAAUCUCUUUAUUUGCUUCCAAUUCGCCAUUGACGAAAAUACAAAAAAAAACUCAAAUUCUCUCUUCUUCAGCUCUUCGAUCUUUCUCUGUUGUAGGGCGAGAAAUGGCUUCAAGUGCAUAUGAGGAGGCAGGGACAGCAAGGUCUUCGGAGGAGUUGUCAAGUGUGCAGCAGCAAUGCCAAAAUAGUGAAGCAUUGGCGGAAUGGAGGUCAUCUGAGCAAGUAGAAAAUGGAACUCCAUCAACUUCGCCUCCUUACUGGGAUUGUGAUGAUGACGACGAUGCUGGCCCUAAACCUUCUGAGCUAUAUGGGAAAUAUACGUGGAAGAUUGAUAAGUUUUCACAAAUUAACAAGAGAGAACUUCGGAGCAAUGCAUUUGAUGUUGGCGGCUACAAAUGGUACAUUUUGAUAUAUCCUCAGGGAUGUGAUGUUUGCAACCAUCUCUCUUUGUUUCUUUGUGUGGCUAAUCAUGACAAGCUCCUUCCAGGAUGGAGUCAUUUUGCACAAUUCACUAUAGCUGUGGUGAACAAAGACCCAAAGAAGUCCAAGUAUUCAGAUACAUUGCAUCGUUUCUGGAAGAAAGAGCAUGAUUGGGGGUGGAAAAAGUUUAUGGAGUUGUCGAAAGUUUUAGAUGGUUUUGUCGAUGCUGAUACGCUCAUAAUAAAGGCUCAAGUUCAAGUAAUCAGGGAAAAAGCAGAUCGUCCCUUCCGUUGCCUUGACCGUCAAUAUCGAAGGGAGCUUGUUAGGGUAUAUUUGACUAAUGUGGAACAAAUCUGUCGCCGUUUCGUGGAAGAGCGGCGAGUAAAGCUUGGGAAGUUGAUAGAGGAUAGAGCACGAUGGUCAAGCUUCUGUGCUUUUUGGCUGGGCAUGGACCAAAAUUCUAGGCGCCGCAUGUCCAAGGAGAGAUCAGAUUCAAUUUUAAAAGUUGUUGUCAAGAGCUUUUUCAUAGAGAAAGAGGUUACUUCUACUCUUGUCAUGGACUCUCUUUACAGUGGGCUUAAGUCUCUUGAAGGCCAGACAAUGGGCAAGAAAGGUAAGGCAAAACAUUCGGAUGCAGAGGAACAACUGGUUCCUAUUGUCCGCGUGGAGAAAAACAUGUUUGUCUUGGUUGAUGAUGUCGUGUUAUUGCUUGAGAGUGCUGCAUUGGAGCCAUUGCCUCCAAAGGAUGAGAAAGGUCCUCAAAACCGGACAAAGGAUGGCACUUCUGGAGAUGAGUUUAACAAAGACUCAAUUGAGCGUGAUGAGAGGCGCUUAACUGAAUUAGGCCGUCGCACCAUUGAGAUAUUUGUCCUUGCACAGAUUUUCAGUAAAAUAGAGGUUGCCUAUCAGGAGGCAGUUGCUUUAAAGAGGCAAGAAGAGCUCAUCCGUGAAGAGGAAGCUGCUUGGCUGGCUGAAACUGAGCAGAAAGCUAAACGAGCAUCUGGAAAGGAAAAGAAGUCCAAGAAAAAGCAGGCUAAACAGAAGCGGAAUAAUCACAAAACAAAGGAUAAGGCUAAUGAUGAAAAAUCUGCUGUGGUGGAGCUAUAUAAAACUGAUCAGGAUGGACGUAUUUGUGAUGGAAAUGAGUACAUGAAUGAUGUGCAAGAAGCAGUGCUUGCAAAACCAGAUGUACUGGAAGCAGUAUCAGAUGUUUCUGAUUCAAUAGAUUGUGUUCCAGAGGUUAUUAAUCCCGACUCUGAUGGCAGAGAUGCAAGUCCUGUCAGUUGGGAUACUGACAGCUCGGAAGUUCAUCCUUCGACAGAGACUAGCUGCAGUGGGUUAAGUGACCUUUCAGCAGUGCAAAAUGGGUUAGCAGGAAGGAGAAGUCCUUCUGUAAUGGAUGAUAGUUCAUCAACAUGUUCCACAGACUCAAUUCCGUCAGUGGUUUCGAAUGGGCCUUGCAGAUGGACAUCUUCAAACCAGAAAAAUCAGAAAUCACCCAGCAGAGGGAGAAACCAAAGAAACAAGUCAACCUGUAAAGCGGCCGAUUGGGCUAGUGAAACACUGAGUCAGCCGUUAGAUGCUGUUUCGGAUGCAGGGAAGCUAAAUGACACGAGUUGUAGGGCGCCUGAAGCUGAGUUUCAGUCUACUGUGCUUUUAUCGAGUGAGCAGCGAGACGUGAAGAAGGAAGUAGUAGUUUCGCCACAGAGGGAGCCGAGGCAGACCGAUACUGAGAAACCUUCCAAAGAGAAGUCAAGUGUCCAGUCUUCUCCGAAAAGUCCUCCAAAAGAUGCACGCUCUGCUGUUCAGCAAAAGUCACCGGUGAAGAUCCCAGUCACAAGUGAUCCUAUUUUGGUUAAAAGAUCAUCUUCAGAUGGUCCCAAGCUUGCUGAUAAACCAGCUCUGGUGUCUAAUCCAUCUGAAACUGCUGUGAUGCUGAAAGCUGAUCCUAAUAAAACCAUAGAGCAAAGGGUCAAGGAUAAGCCGGUUCAGGCCGCUUCUGUUACGGCUGCCAAGGCCCCGUCUCAACAAGCAACAGUGUCUGCUACAACAGAAAGUUUCAAAUGGCAACAAGUGCCUGCCAUGUCUAGACCUUUGUCUGAUCCUUUAGUCCCUGGAUCUAGGGCUGCUGCCCCUGUUGUUUCCAUGGUUCAGACAAUGCCAUCACUGGCUCGUUCAGUGAGUGCUGCUGGCCGAUUGGGUCCUGACCCUUCAGCAGCAGCACACAAUCUUACGCAGUCCUAUCGGAAUGCAAUUAUGGGUGGUAGUCCUGCUCCUGGAAGUCCAGCUAGUUUUGGUCAACCUCAUUCUCCAGUUUCUGCGGUUAACUCAUCACAUUCAUACUCUCAACAACCUCCAGUGAUUUCUGCGCCGUUAUUUUUACCACAAGGCUUGGAAAGAGCAGAACCUAGUUCUGUCAGACCAAGCUUUUCAUAUGGAAUGGUGAAUAGUAACGGCAACUUGCAGAAUGGACUGCAAUGGGAGCGUCCCCGAAGGGAUAGCAGCAGGAGUAUGCCACAAAGUCAUCCUUCUGCAUCAAAUGGAAUUAGGAACUUUGAUAUGUUCAGGGCUGUAAACAGCAGGACACAUGAUCACCUUCCUGAUUCUCUGGCAUGCACGUCUGGACGUCAAACCCAGAGUGUAUCAGCUGAUGAAUUUCCUCAUCUUGAUAUUAUUAACGACUUACUGAACGAGGAUCAUGGAAUUGGAAGGACUUCUAUGCACGACUCGCGCUUUCAAAGCUUUACCAGUGGGUUGCAGCAUCUGAAUCACGGGUUUGCAUUCCCAGGUGAUAUCAGCUCGCCAGUUGAUCUAAAUCCCUCAUCGAGCUCUUGUAGGUUUGAACGAUCACGAAGUUAUCACGACAUGUUCCAGCAUAACUACUCAGGAGGCCUUUUCGAUAGUGCUAGUGAUAUGAUUCUGCAGACUGAUCCACGCCUUUUGAACAAUGGUCAUCAUCAUAUGGAUGGGUUAGUUCCUAACCAGUGGCAAAUGCUGAGUUCCGAUCCAUCAUUUCUCGGAAUGAGGAACGGGACCAUUGAUGGUAGUCACCCAUAUCCCGGCCCAGACUACUCAAACUUGUCGUGUGGUGUAAACGGGUAUGGAGUAUUUAGGCCUUCAAAUGGCAUGUGAAAGCUUCUACUUACGGCGGAGCCUGGCCUCGAAUAUUUACGUCCUUUUCCUUUGUAAUAAGGCAUUUGAUUGAGAAGAGCCUUUUGGUCUUUACAGAAAAUGUUUUGUAUAGGGUGAUUCUGCUUCUUUGUUUCAAAUUUUUAACUUAAAAACCAUGGCUUUGCUAUUGCUUCACAUAUUUGAGUAUUUGACAUUUUAGAA